CCUCCCACCCAAUACCACAUCGCUGAUACAGCCAAUGGACCAGGGAGUAAUAGCAAAUUUCAAGGCUUACUACCUUAGAAGGACCAUACGUGUUGCUUUGAGGGCCAUAGAAGCUAACAAGGAGUUGACACUGAAGCAAUUCUGGAAGGGCUACAACAUUGCAGAUGCAGUGAAGAACAUUGCAAGUGCUUGGGACGAGGUGAAGACGACCACUUUAAAUGGGGCCUGGAGGAAACUGUGUCCACAGUUUGUGCACAGUUUUGAAGGCUUUGACCAGGCAGAAGACGUCGAGACUGUGACGAGGAAGAUCGUAGGGCUAAGCAAGAGGCUGCAACUAGAUCUUGAACCUGAUGAUGUAACAGAGCUGCUGGCUUCCCAUGGAGAGGAAUUGUCUGCAGAGGACUUACUAGAACUUGAACAACAAAUGAUUGAGGAAGAGGAGGCGGCACCAGAGCCAAAACCCAGGUCAUUAACUGUGAAAGGCUUGUCAGAGGGUUUUACUCAUCUGGAGAGAGCCUUGGCUUCUUUUGAGGCAGAAGACCCUAACGUUUCUAGGUUUGACAAAAUCAAGAGAGGAAUCAUGGAUUUGGUGACUUUCUACAAGGAGACCCUGAAGGAGAAGCAGACGAAGAGAAGUGUGCAGUCCAGGCUUGACACUUUCUUUCACAAGUCUCCAGUACCACCACCUCCCACUCCUAGUCCUGAAGUGGUGACAGUUCCAGAUCCCCCUGUACUACCUGUGACAGUUCCAGAUCUCCCUGUACUACCUGUGACAGUUCCAGAUCUCCCUGUACUACCUGUGACAGUUCCAGAUCCCCCUGUACCUGGACCCUCUGUAUCAGCCCGCCCACCUGCACGUGUACAACCAGACCCCUUUGAUAGUGACAGUGACCCAGAUGACCCUGAGCCUUUCCAUGGUUUUGAUGCCUCGCCCUAUACAUCAGAUGUAGAUGUUCCCUCAUCAGUUGAUACAAGUAUCACCUCCCCAGAGCCCAAAUCAGUUUGAUACGAGUAGUAUCACCUCUCCCAUUCCUUCAG
Macrobrachium nipponense is the source of this 1038-nucleotide messenger RNA. RefSeq names its product tigger transposable element-derived protein 1-like. NCBI's taxonomy places the organism in Eukaryota, Metazoa, Arthropoda, Malacostraca, Decapoda, Palaemonidae. Gene Ontology annotation, molecular function: nucleic acid binding. Bases 35 to 1006 code for a protein of 323 amino acids. The record is from RefSeq and is a predicted model, not a curated record. The transcript is spliced from 4 exons.